Molecule: messenger RNA, 2136 nt
Organism: Dermacentor albipictus
Lineage: Eukaryota; Metazoa; Arthropoda; Arachnida; Ixodida; Ixodidae
Gene: PNKP
Product: Polynucleotide kinase 3'-phosphatase
Biological process (GO): DNA repair
Cellular component (GO): nucleus
Molecular function (GO): ATP-dependent polydeoxyribonucleotide 5'-hydroxyl-kinase activity; protein binding; polynucleotide 3'-phosphatase activity
Source: RefSeq, a predicted model, not a curated record
AGUGAGUGGACCGAGCAGACCGAGCUGUAUGCUCUGCCUACGUUACUUUUACGCGAACAUAAAAUCAAGCGAAAUGAAUCAUUGCUGCAGGAUGUGCAUGGGUUUUCAUAAACGAGCGCGUUAACAGUGUUGAGUUUCUUAAGCGCUUUCUUAUUCCUAAAUGGAUUCCUAAACACGCAGGCUACGGUGCUGCUACCCGUACUACGGUGUAGGGUGGCCGCUAUGGGUGGCUACCCGUACUGCUGGUUUACGUUGAUGCGGCGAUGCUCGACGCGCACGGCGCGGCUGCGGCAAAGUUCCCGCACUUUCAUUCGAAUGAUUCCAACCAUGCGUUACUCAAAAUGUAGACUUCGGAGCAAGUCAUCUUUGCCCGACAUUGACUUGCCGCAUAACCAAGACAUAGUUGUCGGCAGAAACCGCAGCACUCAAAUUCGGAACAAGCGCUGCUCUAGAUGUCAAGCCAGACUACGAGCGGAUUUUAACAACGGCACGAUUCAGCUAACGCAGCUUGGAGAAAACUCGUGCCAGGUGUCGGGUAGGUGUCUUGUAGUUGGGGAGACUGUGACAGUGUCUGACGGUGAUCAGUUCGAGUUGCUUGCGGAAGAACUGCCUUACGUGGUUUUGUUCGAGGAGUCUUCUAGUCUUGACAUACCUUCAUCGGCUGCUGCAGUCGAUUUCCCCAGUUGUGACGGAAAUCGCCACUUGAAGCGUAAAACUGAUGACGACGACAUGCCACUAUCGAAGAAACAUGCCUCGUCCGACGCGCAUGAUGAACAUGACGAGUAUGUGGAAGAAGUUUCCCGCAAAUUGAAGCACAUGCAGAGUAGCCAUAAAAAGCGUCACACCGCAAAUUUGACGCAACAAAGUGAAACUGUGGUUUCGCAUCGUGGUGGAAAUCCUGGAGCGCGCCAGAGCAAGAGUGGAUGGACUGACUUGACAGAACAUCAUGUUUUACUGUUCAAUUCAGAAAGGCUUGAACACCAGCCAAAGAUUGCAGCAUUUGACCUUGAUGGAACUCUUAUCACUACCAAGUCUGGCAAGGUAUUUCCCAUUAACUCUGCUGAUUGGCGGAUACUAUUGUCAGAAACUGAGGCACGCCUACAUAGUCUUGUAAGAGAGGGUUACAAGAUUGUUAUCAUUACCAACCAGAGGGGUCUUUCUAAGAGCCACAGUCAUGAAGUUGACUUCAAGAGCAAGGUGGAGCAUGUCUUAAAGACGUUGGCUGUGCCAGCCCAAGUGUAUGUGUCUAUUGGCCAUGGCUUCUAUCGCAAACCAGCACCAGGAAUAUGGCAGCACCUGGAGUCUCAUGGAAAUGGAGGUAUUCCCAUCAAUUUGAAGGAGUCCUUUUAUGUUGGAGAUGCUGCAGGGAGACCGGCAAACUGGGAACCUAAACGCAAAAAAGAUUUUUCAUGUUCAGACAGACUGUUUGCCCUCAACAUUGGAAUUACAUUUUAUACUCCAGAAGAGUUCUUUUUGAGGAGUCGUGCAGCUAAAUUUGAUCUUCCACAAUUUGACCCCCGCAAAGUGCUACAUCUCCCACUUGCUGAAGUUGUAGCAUCUGCAAAGCCAAGUGAAAGCAAAUUCUUUAAUGGUGAUGACCUUCCAGCAGAUCACACUGAGGUUGUGGUGCUUGUUGGAUAUCCUGCAUCUGGUAAGAGUCACUUUGCAAAGGAGUACCUUGUAUCAAAGCAGUAUGCUCAUAUUAACCGUGAUAUGUUGAAGUCAUCACAGAAGUGCAUUGAGGAAUGUGAAAGAUCACUAAGGCGUGGUCAGAGUGUAGUGGUAGACAACACUAACCCGGACCCCGAGAGCCGAAAAAGGUUUAUUGACAUUGCAAAGAAACAUGGCUGUGAAUGCAGGUGCUUUGUUAUGGAUUGCACCCUGGAGAGAGCAAAGCACAAUAACCAGUUUCGUGAGAUUAAGCUGAAGGGACAACCCCAUGUUUCUGUCACAGACAUGGUGCUAUACAACCAUCGGUCCAAGUUCAAGGAGCCAAGUUUGUCUGAAGGAUUCUCAGCCAUCUUAAAAAUAAACUUUGUUCCCAAGUUCGGUGCACCUGAAGAUGAAAAGCUAUACAGAUGCUUUCUCAAAGACAAGUAACAUCGCAAUUAGUGAAUAAACAUGCAAGAUCAGCUA